ACCGUGGAGCAUGGCUUCCCCAACCAGCCCAGCGCCCUGGCAUUUGACCCGGAACUUCGCAUCAUGGCCAUCGGCACCAGAUCUGGGGCUGUCAAGAUCUAUGGUGCCCCCGGUGUGGAGUUCACGGGCCUGCACCGGGACGCGGCUACUGUCACCCAGAUGCACUUCCUGCCUGGCCAGGGCCGCCUCCUGACCCUGCUGGAUGACAGCAGCCUGCACCUCUGGGAGAUCAUCCCCCACAGCGGCUGUGCUCGCCUGGAGGAGGCACUCAGCUUCCAGCCACCCAGCCGGCCUGGCUUUGAGGGUGCCAGUACCCUGCCUGGCCUCACCCGCAUCACAGUGGUCCUGCUGCUGGCUGCUGGCGACAUGGCAGCUCUGGGCACCGAGGGUGGCAGUGUCUUUUUCCUGGAUGUCACCACCCUGACGCUGCUUGAGGCGCAGACCCUCGGCCCAGAGGAGGUUCUGCGAAGCCUACCUGAUGACUACCGGUGCGGGAAGGCACUGGGCCCCGUGGAGUCGCUCCAGGGACACCAGCGGGACCCCACUAAGAUCCUCAUCGGCUACAGCCGGGGCCUGCUGGUCAUCUGGAACCGGGCCGUGCAGCGUGUGGCCCACAUCUUCCUGGGGAACCAGCAGCUGGAGAGCCUGUGCUGGGGGCGCGGCGGGGGCACCACUGUCAGCUCACACACUGACGCUGUCCCGCCCCUAGGCCCCUUUCCCUGCAAGGCCGUCAACAAGAUUCUGUGGCGGAGCUGUGAAUCUGGGGGCCACUUCAUCAUCUUCAGUGGGGGGAUGCCCCGGGCCAGCUAUGGUGAUCGUCACUGUGUGAGCGUGCUGCGGGCCGAGACCCUGGUGACGCUGGACUUCACCUCCCGCAUCAUCGACUUCUUUACGGUGCACAGCACGCGGCCCGAGGACGAGUUUGACGACCCCCAGGCCCUGGCCGUGCUGCUGGAAGAGGAGCUGGUAGUGCUGGACCUGCAGACCCCCGGGUGGCCAGCCGUGCCCGCGCCCUACCUGGCCCCGCUGCACUCGUCCGCCAUCACGUGCUCAGCCCACGUGGCCAACGUCCCCGCUAAGCUGUGGGCCCGCAUCAUCAGCGCCGGCGAGCAGCAGAGCCCCCAGCCUACCUCCAGUGCUGCGAGCUGGCCCAUCACCGGGGGCCGCAACCUGGCUCAGGAGCCAUCACAGCGGGGGCUGCUGCUGACCGGCCAUGAGGACGGCACCGUGCGGUUCUGGGACGCCUCAGGGGUGGCGCUGCGGCCGCUCUACAAACUGAGCACGGCUGGGCUCUUCCAGACAGACUGCGAGCACGCGGACAGCCUGGCCCAGGCUGCUGAGGACGACUGGCCGCCCUUCCGCAAGGUGGGCUGCUUUGACCCCUACAGCGACGACCCCCGGCUCGGCGUGCAGAAGGUCUCACUUUGCAAGUACACCGCUCAGAUGGUGGUGGCCGGCACUGCAGGCCGGGUGCUGGUGCUGGAGCUCAGCGACGUGCCGGCCGAGCAGGCGGUCAGCGUGGCCAGCGUGGACCUCCUCCAGGACCGUGAGGGAUUCACGUGGAAGGGCCACGAGCGGCUGAGCCCACGCACGGGGCCGCUGCCCUGGCCUGCCGGCUUCCAGCCCCGCGUGUUGGUGCAGUGCCUGCCGCCAGCCGCCGUCACCGCCGUCACGCUCCAUGCCGAGUGGAGCCUCGUGGCCUUUGGCACCAGUCACGGCUUUGGCCUCUUCGAUUACCAGCGCAAGAGCCCCGUGCUGGCCAGGUGCACCCUUCACCCCAACGACUCCUUGGCCAUGGAGGGGCCGCUGUCCCGGGUGAAGUCGCUCAAGAAGUCUCUGCGCCAGUCUUUCCGGCGCAUCCGCAAGAGCCGCGUGUCGGGCAAGAAGCGCGCUCCCAGUGCCAGCAGUAAGUUGCAGGAGGCCAAUGCGCAGCUGGCGGAGCAGGCCUGCCCCCAUGACGUGGAGGUGACGCCGGUGCAGCGUCGCAUCGAGCCCCGCUCUGCCGACGACUCCCUCUCGGGUGUCGUGCGCUGCCUCUACUUUGCCGACACGUUCCUCCGAGACGCAGCCCACCAUGGGCCCACCAUGUGGGCAGGCACCAACUCAGGCUCCGUGUUCGCCUACGCGCUGGAGGUGCCAACAGCGUCGGCGGGCGGCGAGAAGCGGCCGGAGCGGGCGGGGGAGGCCGUGCUGGGCAAGGAAGUGCAGCUGAUGCACCGGGCACCUGUGGUGGCCAUUGCCGUGCUGGACGGGCGUGGGCGGCCGCUGCCCGAGCCCCACCCAGGGGCUGUGGGGACAAGGACAGGCCUCUGCCCCCCGGCCGCCUGCCACCAGGUGUUCACGCUGCCCAAGGUGAGCGCCAAGACCAAGUUCAAGCUGACGGCCCACGAGGGCUGCCGCGUGCGCAAGGUGGCGCUGGCCACUUUCACCAGCGUGGCCUGCGAGGACUAUGCCGAGACCUGCCUGGCCUGCCUGACCAACCUGGGCGACGUGCACGUGUUCUCCGUGCCCGGCCUGCGGCCCCAGGUGCACUACCCCUGCAUCCGCAAGGAGGACAUCAGCGGCAUCGCCUCGUGUGUCUUCACACGCCACGGCCAGGGCUUCUACCUGGUGUCCCCCUCGGAGUUCGAGCGCUUCUCCCUGAGCGCCCGCAACAUCACUGAGCCACUCUGCUCUCUGGACAUCAGCUGGCCCCAUGGUGCCACCCGGCCCAGGCUCCGAGAGUCGCCCAAGCUGAGCCAAGCUAACGGGACCCCGAGCAUCAUCCUGGCCCCUCAGAGCUGCGAUGGAAGCCCCGAUCCCACCCACAGCAAGGGAGCUGACACCCCAGAGCUGCCCGAGGCCACCCUCUCGCCCAUGUCCGUCGACUCGGCCACCAGUGCUGACACCACGCUAGACACGACAGGGGAUGUCACGGUGGAGGACGUGAAGGAUUUCCUGGGCGCUUCGGAAGAGUCCGAGCAGAACCUGAGGAACCUGGCGGAAGAUGAGGCCCGAGCCUGCACCAUCCUGAUCAAAUGAGGGAGCCAGUGCCCUCCAGCCACGCCUACCCACGGAGCUGGGGCCAGGAUCCUGGCCCCAGACAGCCCUGCACCUGCUAACCAUGGGCUGUGGGGGACUGGCCGUCCCUGCCCAGGCAGUCCGAGCCCUCCCGGCCCCUUCCACCCCACCUCAACCCUUGCAGAGAGUAUUUUUCUAACGCCCGGGCUGGGCUGGACAUUCGUUUCUAAAACUAUUUUGGUACUUGCUCCUGGGCCAGCCCCUCAGCCUGCAUGAGUGUGAGAGAGACUGGGAGCCCUGCUGGCACCCCCGCUCGGCCCAGCCAGGGCAGUGUAUGUGUGUGUGUGUGUGUGUGUGUGUGUGUGUGUGAGAGAGAGACUGGGAGCCCUGCUGGCACCCCUGCUCGGCCCAGCCAGGGCAGUGUGUGUGUGUGUGUGUAUGUGUGUGUGUUUGGCGUGAGGAUGGUUUCCCUGUAGAUUGUACCGCGGGUUUUUUUUUCUGUCAUUUUGUUAAAAUUAGUGCCAUUUUAAUAUUAAAAAUACUGAUUUUUUU
Tupaia belangeri chinensis (Chinese tree shrew) is the source of this 3552-nucleotide messenger RNA. It is a transcript of the gene LLGL1, whose product is annotated as LLGL scribble cell polarity complex component 1. The record is from RefSeq and is a predicted model, not a curated record. Gene Ontology annotation, cellular component: cortical actin cytoskeleton; plasma membrane; cytoplasm. Gene Ontology annotation, molecular function: GTPase activator activity; myosin II binding. Lineage: Eukaryota; Metazoa; Chordata; Mammalia; Scandentia; Tupaiidae. Gene Ontology annotation, biological process: establishment of spindle orientation; cortical actin cytoskeleton organization; regulation of establishment or maintenance of cell polarity.